AUGAAGGGGUUGACAAAGUCAGCUGAUCUCUUCUCAAAGGAGGCAAAGAUGCAGACAAGACUCAAUUCAUCAAACUAUAAUGACCUACUGCUACAGGCAUGGAACUAUUACUUUCAAUCAUUCCUACAUCAUCACGAUGCCACUUGUAAUCACACUCAACGUCAACAUCAACUACAUCAACAACUACAACAACAGCAUCUACAACAGCAACAGCAACAACAGCAGCAACAACAACAGACACUUUCACAGUCACAACAACUUGUACAACAACAACAUCAACAACAACAACAACAGCAACAACAACAUAUAUAUGAUGGAACGUCAUCAUCACCAUUGCUCAUGAGCUCAAUGUAUCCUACACAACAGGUUCCACAACAACAACAACAACAACAACAACAACAACAACAACAACAGCAUCAACAACAAAGAAGACAACUAAAUGGAUCAACUUUGAAUGGAACAAGUCCCAUAGAUAUAUCUGGAUAUACAUUCGAUCAAUCAGUUUAUGUCAAUGGCAAUGGAAAGAUAAUGAAUGAUACUAGUGAUCCCUCAAUCGCACAGCUCAAUAUCAAUAACAACAAUAACAACAACAAUGAACAGCAUCAACACCAACUACACCAACAUCAACACCAACAUCAGCAACAUCAAACUAGUAUACUGAAUAUAGGCAAUGCCCCUAUGGCAUUCCCUCAUACUCCGCCACAGACUCAUCGAUCACCUGCUACACCAUCAACACCAUUGGCCACAUCGAUUACAUCUACCGGCGUUACACUUGGUUUCAACAUCAUACCGUCCAGUGACUCCCCAUCAUCGACACCUCCCACCAACAGCAUCUCGCCUCACUUGGCUGGCCUUGUCGACUCCAACUCCCCACCAAACUCGUCCUACCUCCAAACUCAGAUGUCCACCUCAUCUACACAACCCAAAGAGUCCAUUCUUCUACAAGACUCUUCGGAUGAGAAUGGACAAUUCUCUUGUACACAUCCAGGUUGCGGACGAUCAUUCGCAUCACUAUCAAGUCUCAAACGACAUUUGAACGAGCAUAAUGGCUCUAAACCAUUCAUCUGUACACAUGAAGGAUGUGGCAAAGGAUUCGCCAGGAAGUAUGACCUAAAGGUACAUCUUCGUUCGCACACUGGUGAGAAACCCUACACUUGUUCAUUCCCCGGGUGUCAUAAGAAGUUCGCUAGGAACUCUGAUCUACGUCUACAUGAGAGGAUACACACUGGUGAGAAACCUUAUGUAUGUGACUGCGAAGGAUGUACCAAACGAUUCAUUAGACAGGCAGACUUGAAGAAGCAUCUAAAGACUCACAAGGUGCAUCAAGGACAUCAUCCUCAUAAGCAUGGCGCAGGAUGUGGACACACAGCGAUCGCUCACGACGACCAUAUCGACUUCUUGCACGAUCGCCACUUGCACUCGGUGCACCAGGACCACAUCGACGAUCACAGCAUUGAGAUGUCCGAUGUGAAUCCAGUGAUCUGUACGCCACAGUUUGUCUGUCAGCAUCAUCCCGACGGCACCACUCACUCCCUUGAGUGUGGACAUGAGAUGGUGCCUCAUCACGCAGAGGAUGGCAGUGUCCAUUAUGACUUUUUGGUCGAUGGACAUCUACAUCACGUGCACGACGGUCACUGUGAUGAUCAUGGCUGGAUAGAAGUGAUCAACAGCUACAUGGACACUACCAAAUAA
Messenger RNA from Acytostelium subglobosum LB1, 1692 nucleotides. RefSeq lists its product as hypothetical. The record is from RefSeq and is a predicted model, not a curated record. Lineage: Eukaryota; Evosea; Eumycetozoa; Acytosteliales; Acytosteliaceae. The transcript has 3 exons. Bases 1 to 1692 code for a protein of 563 amino acids.